GCAGUGUCAACAUGGACGCGGUAUUAGGAAAAACACAAUGCACUAUACAUUUUGUUAAUAACCAUAUCUAUUUGAAAAUGAAUUCGAACACUGCUCUGUUUCCGAAAACUCUUCACGGGUGCUUCAAGCAAACAUCGAUUUCUAAAAGUGAUUUCAUUCACUAAGAGAAAUAUGAACUCUGCAGUAAAUUUAGCUAUGACGAGAGUGACGUCUUUGAUGGAAACACGUACCGAAAUUUCCCCAAACUUGGUAAAUAUUCCUGAAAACCUUUAGCUGUGCAAAUAAGAUUUGUCAUCCAAAAUGUGUGAAAGGAAGCCACUAGUGUGCAAUGUACUUUAUACCCGACGUUUUAACACUAGCAUUUGGCGUAUAAGUACACUUUGACGAGGAAGUAUUCGAAAAUCCUCAAAAUAGUGUCAAUCACAACUGACAUUUUGCAGAUAUUAUGUUGGGUUACAAUUAUAAGUAAAAUAUCUAGGACAAAUAUUUUAGAGUCAAGCUGUUCACCGAAAACCGCAGAUCGUGAAUUACCUCGACUGUUACGGUCAGUUUCGUUCAAGAUCGAAAUUGUUGAAACUGUUGAAGGAAAGGUUACUAAUAAUAAGCAUCUAAAACGUACAAAAUGUCUAUCAAUACGAGCAACUUAGCAGAACUCACUGAAUUUGGCGACGAUUCAGAUGAUGUGAACUUACACAUAGAUGGUUCUUGCAACAGAAAAGUCGAAGUGGUUUUUUGGGUCUUGUACUCUGCAGUAGGAAUCAUUAUUUUUAUUGGGAACAGUUUCACGUGCAUCGUUCUGCUGGUAUCGAAACGGUUGCGAAACAUCUUCAUGAAUAUCUUCCUUGUAAGCUUAUCGCUCUGGGAUGUACUGAUGGCGAUUUUUGUUGUUCCAUUUUACGCUAUACAUUGCAGCCAUGGCUGCGAGUAUUCCUUAACCGGAUAUUGUUGGAUUUUUAGGAAAGCAAAGGAUUGUGUUCUUCUCGCAACGACUUUUAAUAUAUGUGCUAUCACGUACGAUCGUUAUCUGGCGGUGGUUCGACCACUUCAUUAUGGCGCGAAAAUGACAAAGCGACGUGUCAUCAUGAUUUUGGCCGGAGUUUGGACGGCGCCCGUCGUCGUGGCAGGAAUAAGAAGCGCUUGGCACCAUUCCAAGAUAAACGAAGAAUUGCGCUACGCUAACAAACUUUACGACACCAUAUUAGUGAUUGUGUUCGUCAUCUUCGCUAUUCUUGUACUAAUGGUAGCUAAUGUGAAAAUUAUGAAGGCCAUUAAAACGCAAAACGAACGAGAACGAACCGAACAAGGGAGACGGGCAGUCUGGAGAGCGACUUAUGAAACAAGAAAACGAAGAAAAGGAACAAGAGCUUGUGUCUUAGUUGUCUUUAUGUUCGUAUUAUGUUGGCUUCCGAGAAUUGUUUACAAUCUUAGUUAUGUCGUCAAGCCACCGGGAUUAGCGAGUCCUUUGUUUCUAAGGCUGGCCUUCCUUUCUCUUUAUCUACAGUCUUCCGCUAAUCCAUUUAUUUACUCAUUUUAUAGAUCCGAGUUCAGAAGAGCCGCUUUUAAGCUUUUAAGCAGGCGGAACUCUACAAAUCUUAGAAUUCACCCUUCUGUUGAUUCAGUACAACACGUCCGAUCUCAAAACAUACAGGAUUUAACCCCAUCAACGGAUUAGUUCCAGCGAUCGUGGAUGUUUGGCGAAGGGCUAGCAGCCAAAUAAGUAAAUGUCACGUAAAAGUGUUGCUUCGACUGAAUUGUAUUAGCAAACAAAGUCUGGAAACAAUUGUGGAUACAGUUUCUAUUAAAUUGGAGCCAAAGGCUUUUCAGUAAAGGCUAAUUUGCAUUCACUGCUUGACAUCAUGACAAAUACUGUUGAAACUGAUUACAAUUCGUCUCUAUUUGAUCGUUUAGAGUAAAAAGAAACAAGAAAACAGAAAAGCUGAAAUACUGUAAAGAGACGCUUAAUUCAUUAGAAUAAGACGCCUUACCUAUCCGUACGUCGGGCUGAUACUUAAUGAAAAGCUUUUCCUUUUUGUCUCUGUCUUUUCCUGCCUUUUUUUUUCCUCUCUCGUAUUUAAAGCUGUGUGAGGUUGGCAAAAUCUUUACGAAAAUGAAUGCAUGCAUUAAGUAUUCACCAAUACAAACAGAUUUGCUGUCUUUGUUGAAUGAGUUGAUUCCUCCUUUUUAAAUUUGGGGUUUCAAGGUUUCAGGUUUCUAUGGUGGUUGCCCGUACUUUGAAAGAACUCUUGCAAUAUCUUUUAUCCCUCUCACGUUUUUUUGCGAUUUAAAAAGCGUGAUACCACCAUAAUAUCGCAUUUUUCAAAGGGUCUUUGUUUUAAAAGCCCAAAUCUAAGUCUGUUGCUUAAGAAUUUGGUGAAAACCGAAAAAAAUUAUCGUUACUUUCGGAGGAACAUAAUUUGGUGGUUUUUUACUCUCAAAACUCCAUAAAUAUUUCUGUAAAUAUUUACAUUGCGUGAAAACUAAAUACGAAAGUUGAUAUAUAUAAAUGAAAGACGAAAGGCAAACUGUAACCUACUAUUGAAUAUUUAUACCUUAUGGAGUAGAGUCCUUUCUUAUUCUUAGGGCUGGGAUUACUUCAUGAUAUUUCAAGGUGACGUCGUCCUCGAGGUUUCAGGUACGAUUACUUUCAGAAUGACGAAAAACUAAACGAAACGUUUUUUUUUAGAUCAAAGCUGUUUAAAACAACAUUAUUCAGGCAAUGUGAUAUGCGGUGACAGUAAUGUGUGCCAAUCACGUUAGUCCCGCAGCAGGUUAUGUCCAAUAAAAUAAAGUCUUUGGGUGUAGGCCAAUUUUCGCAGCAUGUAGCGGACAUAACGUAA
Molecule: messenger RNA, 2837 nt
Organism: Pocillopora damicornis (cauliflower coral)
Lineage: Eukaryota; Metazoa; Cnidaria; Anthozoa; Scleractinia; Pocilloporidae
Product: 5-hydroxytryptamine receptor 4
Biological process (GO): G protein-coupled receptor signaling pathway
Cellular component (GO): plasma membrane
Molecular function (GO): G protein-coupled receptor activity
Source: RefSeq, a predicted model, not a curated record